AUGCCCCCUCCCCCCCAACAGGACCACAUCUCUAUCAGCUUAGCUGGAGCGGGAAGUUACAACAACAGCAAGAGGAGGCAGUCCUGCUGGAGGAGAUGGAAGCAGCUGUCCCGGCUGCAGCGGAGCCUCGUCCUCCUGCUGCUGCUCCUCUGUGGACUCGCCUCCUACCCGGCUGUGAUGCAGCACCUCAGAGGCGGUUCAGACGGAGUAGAAGACGGUCCCAGCGUCCUGAUGCCCGUCGGUCCAGACAUGUUGCCUGAGCCGGUGAACCAGGGCCCAGCUCCACCUCCAGAACCAUCCUCACAGAGGAAGCUGUCCCUGAAGAGAGGAGCGCCCGUCCUCCAGAACCGUCUCCAGAAGCAGAGGAAUGCUUCACACACGCAGGUGGAGGGGAGGGGAGACGUCAGCUGGCGUGGGGCAGCGGUCAACCCUGAGCAGGCCACAGGGGAGCAUGUGGAGGCUCCUCCCACCAACCACACAGGUAGACCGCCAGGUGAGUCUGAUCUACCAUGUACACAGAUAGACCCUAGAUGGAAGCAGCUGUCCCGGCUGCAGCGGAGCCUCGUCCUCCUGCUGCUGCUCCUCUGUGGACUCGCCUCCUACCCGGCUGUGAUGCAGCACCUCAGAGAGAAUGCAGCUUUACGUCUGUCUGGUAACCUUGAAGCCCCUUGGGGGUUUGUCCAGGACCAUCUGGUGUGUUUCCUGCCGGGCACCCUGGCUCUCGGGGCCCACCACGGCCUUCCUGCUGACCACAUGGACCUGGCCCAGCAGCUGAUGGAGACCUGCUACCAGAUGUACCUCCAGAUGGAGACGGGCCUCAGUCCAGAGAUCGUCCACUUCAACAUGCACCAGGGCAGCACCCGAGACAUGGAAGUGAAGCUGGCAGACAGACACAACCUCCUCCGACCAGAGACGGUGGAGAGUCUCUUCUACCUCUACAGGUUCACCCAGGACCACAAGUACCAGGACUGGGGCUGGGAGAUUCUCCAGAGCUUCAACAAGUACACCAAGGUGUCCUCUGGAGGCUACACCUCCAUCAACAACGUCCGGGACCCCGCCUCCCCGAGCCCCCGAGACAAGAUGGAGAGCUUCUUCCUGGGGGAGACCCUGAAGUACCUGUACCUGCUGUUCUCCGACGACCCCGACCUCAUCAGCCUGGACCGGUACGUGUUCAACACGGAGGCCCACCCUCUGCCCAUCUGGCCCUCUGCACACACCCCCACGGACAUGUGAACCACGUGAAGACCACCUCAGGUCCACCGCCAAGACCACUUCUGCCUCUGGGCUGCCAGGCAACGCCCAGGAGAACGCCUCCUCCUCCUGGGCUCGGUGCUAAGGGACCGGUCCUCCUCUAUCCAAAUGUCUUAACCUCACGCCGCCGAGGGCUGAGGCCGAUCCUCAGCCUCUCCAGGCCUCCAGUCUGUAGAGGACCAGCAGACCCCCCCACCCCGAGGCCGCUGACUGUGUUCCUGUCUGGUUCCUGCAGGAUGUUUGUACGACUCUGGGAUAUAAAGCCAGGACCCCGCGGGGCCUCAGCUGCCCUCGGGUCACCCCGCCCCAUGCGGCAUUCACGACCUCCAGGAGAAAUACACUCCGCCGCUGUUUAUUCCACGUACCACGAAUGCAGCAUCCGACUCUGGUCUCAUUCCACCUGUUGCCAAGCAACGGACUUAUUUACUGUGAACUUGUUUUCUAAAGACGGCGUCACGUCUCCAUCUUCCUGCAACAGGAAGGAAGCGUCUGUACUUUGUAGUUUAUAUCGCCCAGAACCACAGACCCACCAGGUCCACGGCACGACCUCCAGACCUCGUCCUGUGUCUGGCCACUCGUCUCCAGCUGCAUGUCUCGUGUCCCGAGCCAAAGAAGAC
Pseudoliparis swirei is the source of this 1868-nucleotide messenger RNA. RefSeq names its product mannosidase, alpha, class 1B, member 1b (gene man1b1b). Gene Ontology annotation, cellular component: endoplasmic reticulum; membrane. The transcript is spliced from 9 exons. Gene Ontology annotation, biological process: N-glycan processing; carbohydrate metabolic process. Gene Ontology annotation, molecular function: mannosyl-oligosaccharide 1,2-alpha-mannosidase activity; calcium ion binding. The coding region runs from base 1 to 1233 and encodes 410 amino acids. The record is from RefSeq and is a predicted model, not a curated record. NCBI's taxonomy places the organism in Eukaryota, Metazoa, Chordata, Actinopteri, Perciformes, Liparidae.